UGUUAUUUGGUCGCUCAGAUACAUAGUCCUCCGUGCAAUGAAGAGACGAGCAAUGAAAUCCGAAUUUCAAGCGACUCAUGGGUCUAAUGUAGACCAAAUAUGCGAUAUCUAAUUGCUCUACAUAUGCCACAAGAGGGAUGGGCAAAUAUCCUCCAUCAAAGCACGUAGCCAACUUCCUGCUAUCCUCAAGUAGCUGUAAGGUCAGAUGGGCGAUUCACUUUUAUGCAAGCACAAGCAAGAAUACCCCUAUAGUCGAUCUGACUCAGUCUACAAUUUACCACUAUAGUUGUAUGAACAGUCCUAGAUGACUCUCUAGGGACACGGAACAACUGCUCUUUAAGUCCACCGGAGCGCUUUCCGGAUUUGGCAUCCUUUUUCGGUCGAGUUGCGCUCAGAUGUCUAAAAGUUGUCAGGAAGUCUAGGCUGUCUGUCCUCCAAUGGCGUGUAUAUUACUCGGUAUGGUCUAUAUCCAUCAAAACAACCGACGGACUUCUUCGUGG
Molecule: messenger RNA, 500 nt
Organism: Aaosphaeria arxii CBS 175.79
Lineage: Eukaryota; Fungi; Ascomycota; Dothideomycetes; Pleosporales
Exons: 1
Source: RefSeq, a predicted model, not a curated record